GAUGGCGUCUGUUGGGAGUCGAGCCGCUGGUAAACUUUCUUUAGGACAGCGACUUUUUUCUGCUUUUCAGGACUGGUAUAUCUAUGCUGCUGGUUAUAGACAGAUAGGUCUGCGGAGAGAAGAUCUUUUAUCAGAUGACGAUCCUGAUGUUGUGGAAGCUCUUAAGAGAAUACCAGAUGAUGAAUUGAACAUGAGGAACUUUAGGGUCAAGAGAGCUAUUGAUGCAACUAUGAAACAAAGAUUACUUCCUCAAGAGCUCUGGACAAAACCAAGUGAGGAUGUGACAUACCUUGAUAUUGUCAUUGAACAAGUGAAGAAAGAACGYAUGGAGAGAGAAUUAUUUGACAAGCAAUGACAGCUGCAGCAUUUUUUYGCAUAUUAUUUAACAUGAUUAAAAAGAGCAUUGAAUUUUCACUGGUAUCAAACUGAACUGAAUUGUUUCGUGGUAUUUCAGUCAAUAACUAUUAUGUAAAUCCACCUCUGGAGUGUUUUUGUGAAAUUUGAAAUAAAGUGUUGGAAUUUAUAA
This is a messenger RNA of Exaiptasia diaphana, 526 nucleotides long. RefSeq names its product cytochrome b-c1 complex subunit 7. The transcript has 3 exons. The record is from RefSeq and is a predicted model, not a curated record. The coding region runs from base 2 to 355 and encodes 117 amino acids. NCBI's taxonomy places the organism in Eukaryota, Metazoa, Cnidaria, Anthozoa, Actiniaria, Aiptasiidae. Gene Ontology annotation, biological process: mitochondrial electron transport, ubiquinol to cytochrome c.